AUGCCGAAGCGAUCCCAUUUGGAAGCUGCCUUGGGCCGCCAGAGCGAAACCAGUCUUUGGCGCGCUCGGGCUCUCGACCAGGCAGCCGACGACAGCCCAAGCCGGCCCAAACAGCGAAGUGGUGCAUGGAAGCGAAAGACCGCGCAAAUCCUCGCACCCUUUCGUCGAGCAUACACUACAAUCCAGUUGCCGGCAGCAACUGCCGGCGAGGAUGAUGUGGUGUGCGUUUUUGCCGAUGUGAAAGAAAUGCUUCGGCUGUGUGUGGCCAAGUGCCCCUGCAUCGGCCAAGUCAUCGCAAGAGCUGAGCUUCGUGACGAAGCCUUGCAAGUUUAUUUCUGCCAAGACGAAUGCACAGCAGGAAACGUGCUGGCGACCGAGGCCAGGCAGAAACUGACUUUGCUUUACUUGACUUUCAAGCAAUACGGGGAUGCUGUGCAGUCGCAAAUAGCCUGGUUCCCCAUCUCCUGCGCGAGCAGAGAUCAAAUCCACAACAUCCUAGGAGGAACCGCCCGCCUCACUGUUGGCUGGCUCCGAGAGUGGCAUCGACAAAGCCUCUCGACGAGCUGGCAGUGCGGACCGCACCACUGCCGGCUAGAGUUGACCGGUUGGGUUUCUGACUUUGAUGCACUACGGCUAUCCUUUGAUGCCAAGGGCAGCGCUGGUUUGCGACCUUGCUUCCUGUGCCAGAAUGUUGUUUCGAAGCGGACGGAAGCACCGGCAGAAGACGACCGCUUCGUGCCUGUGAGCGAAAGCAACCCCAGGAACUUCGUGCUCAACAGACAAGACGACGUGGUGCAGUUCAUGCAGGAUAGUCUGCAUCUUGUGCCACGCCUGUCAAAAGCAGACGUCGCCAUGCGCGAAACCUGCUCUGGCUUUCGCUUGAGGUCCUGCAGCAUUUGGUCCUGCCCGCUCAGCCGGCGCUUGCUGCGCUUGGACAUGAUCAUGAAUGAUAGCAUGCACGCUUACUUUGCAGACGGUAUCGCUAGCCAGGAGUUGAUUCUGAUCUGGAACAAAGUAAACGAAGUCACGGGAAUGUCUCUCAAGGACCUGGAAAAGGCGGUGCUUGAAGCUGGCUGGAGUCGACCCGCUGUUCGCCGAAAGCACGGAGAAACCAGAAGCUGGGUGCAGCGGCUUUUCAGGGAGAAGUUCUUUGCUGGCGAAGUUUACAAGGGUAGUGCGAGCGAAACGCAAGCCCUCGUGGUUUUGUUUCGCUGGUAUGCCAUCCAACUGCAAUGGCACCGCACAGAAGGAUUGCGAACGGUCACGGCGAGCUUUUUGCAGCUGUGCCGUUGCCGGGAUGCACUGCUGAGAGUAAACCAAACUAAACAUUGGUCGAAGCUCGACGAUGUGCAGCAAUCCCACAUGAGGGCCUUCAUGCUGGCACAUGCGGGACAUGAGAAACCCAAGCAUCACCACCGAAUGCACCUGCCAAAGCAUUAUGAGGCCAGCGGCAUGGUCUUAUCCUGCUAUGCAACCGAAGCGAAGCACAAGCUGUACAAAGGCCAGCUGGCAAGCUGCGUGCAGCAGUUUUUGACCAGCAGCAACGGCGGCUCGGAGCACGGAUUGCGCUCGAUGCCACGACUGCUUCUCAAGCAUUGCACACAAGCUGCAGACGAGCCCUUGCUGUUGUACGGGAAAUGGGAGAUUCUGGACCAGCUCAAGGAGAACGAGCUGCCGCCAGUGCGUCUGCCUGUCGGAGGGAUCUGCUACCGGCGUUUGCGAAUCGGCCUUUUGGAUAUUAGCCGCGACGAUAUCUUGCUUGCAGGCAGGGAAUACCAGCAAUCCGGCCUCUGUGACUCCUUUUACCGCGACCCUCGAGGCGAUUUGCAUGUCUGCUUCCAACCUUUGCUUCUGAGUUGGAAAGAUGAAGCACAUCUCAUCUUCAAUAAAGAUGGCCCAAAGCGCUUCGUUCUCUGGAGCGACCUGUACCAGCCUGCCACGCCAACGUGGCAUUGCCGCGAGAAUGACAGUUUCCUGUGCAUACCCUGA
Messenger RNA from Symbiodinium sp. CCMP2592, 1989 nucleotides. The record is from the annotation of a GenBank genome assembly. NCBI's taxonomy places the organism in Eukaryota, Dinophyceae, Suessiales, Symbiodiniaceae.